Molecule: messenger RNA, 3066 nt
Organism: Didymosphaeria variabile
Lineage: Eukaryota; Fungi; Ascomycota; Dothideomycetes; Pleosporales; Didymosphaeriaceae
Exons: 3
Coding region: 1-3066 (1021 amino acids)
Biological process (GO): actin cytoskeleton organization
Cellular component (GO): plasma membrane
Molecular function (GO): protein binding
Source: RefSeq, a predicted model, not a curated record
AUGGCCGCCAGGUCGCCCACCGAAAACGUCCGUCCGGGCGAUCUGCUCCUCGUCGUGCAUGAAUUCCAGGCUCGGAGCCCCGACGAGCUCACCCUGACUCGCGGCGACCGCGUCGAGCUGAUAGAACGCGACGACGACUUCGGUGAUGGGUGGUUCCUGGGAAAGAAUACAGAGACGGGCGACAGCGGCCUUUUCCCCGAGGUCUACACACGCCCUGCUCCGAAGCCAACCAUUACGGCCGCGCUGCAUCAGCGCGCCCCUUCGCAGCCUGUAGCGCAAUCCGCCCAGCAUGCCCUGCAACCUGUCGACGUGGAUGCCGCGCCUACGUCUGCCCCGCUACCUUUGACCGACCCCAACGAAGCCGCCCCUUACGAAUCGGCUCCUAGCACACAACCUCUUCAGAUCCCUCCCACCAAUUCUGCGACGCAGGCAGCCGCCGCCAAUAGAUCGUCAUUGUCUGUGCAGCCGAGGAGCAUUGGGCAGACAUUGAGUGGCGAGGUCCCGCGCGAGGAAGAGACCACCAUAUCAAGUCCGGUCAUGCACGAGACACUCAGCGUCAUCGAUGAGCACAUUACGGAUAUGAGCACCCCGCGUCAUAGUGCUGCUGGAAAGGAGCUGAGGCCCAUGCCCUCGAACGACUCUGGAAGCGAGUACAGCAGCCACCACAGACUGUCCUAUAUCAACGGCCAGGAAACUGAAGAGGAGGAGCAUAACUUGCACACAGAGCAGGAAGUUAUCAACUGGUCUCCGGCGCGCGUUGCAGAAUACCUGGAAGACGUGGGCGUGGAGAAGAAGCACUGUGACAUAUUCAAAGAGCAAGAAAUCAACGGUGAGGCACUCCUAGGAAUGGACCAGGCUACCAUCUUCCUGAAAGAGUUUGAAUUAGGCCCAGUCGGACCGCGGCUGAGAACGUGGGUGAAGAUCAAGGCACUGCAGCAAGAAGUGAAGAAUGCACAGGAUGCUGCAAAAGCCAUGGCGACAUUUGACGGCCCUGCAGACUCCGCGCUUGAUCCUGCUGCUCGAGCCCGUGCAACAUCGAUGAGUGCAGUACCUUUGCCCCGGAUACCCAGUCUGAGAGAUGGACAGUUUAUGAAGAGUAUGCACGGAAAACAGCCGCUCCCUAGAGCUCACUCGACUGCAGGCCACUCUAUGUUACCCCCAGUGGAGGCAACUUCGCCUCUAACACAAUUCACACCAUCAUCACCCACGCCUGGCACACCUACGCGCCCUUCUGCUGCUUCAGUCCGAAGCAUGAACCAUAAUCGGAGGCACUCGUCAAUCGACUCGACCAUGAACAUGCCCACACCUACCUCUGCGGGAGGCAUGAAACUGCCACCCGUUGCAUCGGCAUCCCACAAGAAGACCCCUUCAUUCGACCGGAGCUGGGUGAUGGGCUCCCCACAAUCUGACAGCAGAAGACCAUCCUCUUCACAUUACGGAGCCCCAACCAGUCCAGAUGAAAAUGGAUUCGGCCGUCGCGAAUCUGGCAUAAGCCAAAUGACAGCAAGUGAUCUAGACCGAGGAUAUUUCUCUGGGGGCGAGGUCGACAACCGCAAAGCACGCAACGUACUCCGUAAGAGGGAGAGCCCAAGCCACUCUCGCAACCCUAGCUUCAGGACCGAAGAUGGCCGUCGCGCUACAUACAACCGGCGGCACAGCAGGAUUGGCAGUGCGGAUUCCGCAACUGACGGAGCCAGCUCUGUGUCGGCGGCUGCCAAGGCUUACUUCGGUUCCAGCAUCAAGAGCCAUCGCAGCUCGAGCAACUUCGAUUUCGUGCGACCCCUGAAGCCCAUGAACGAUGGGCCUCCUACGGUGACCAAGCUACCAGAUUUCGAUUCCCCGAGCAUCGAUGCCAUCGCGAGCUCUCCUCGCAUACCUGGGAGUGAAGCGUCGUCGCAAGGACGUGCGUCGCCUUCUCCGGCAGCCCCUGUUCAUUCGCAUUCAUUCUUCUCGAAGAAAUCAAGAGGCAUGGGUCUGCGUGCUAUAUCCGACGCGGUCACAGGAUCAGAAAGAGCAAACGUCAGCUCUGGAGACAUCACUGCUUCUCCAAUCAAGGAAUCUCCCCUGCAAUCACCUACCCGAACAGGGUCAAGCACGCCCUCUGGAACAUCGAAUUCGUUGGAGAUUCCUGACCUGAACAAGCGAUCGACGGGCAUGUCAGUCAGUAGUAAAGAUGGCAGGAAGAAGGCUAAGAAGCACAGCACGAGCGCUUACCUUCGAGGCCGCCAACAAAUCACUCCUCAAGAAGCCAUGGAGGGCUGCGACUACAGUGGAUGGAUGAAGAAGAAGUCAUCAAGCUUGAUGACCACGUGGAAGACACGUUUAUUCGUACUUCGUGGUCGACGCCUUUCCUACUUCUACACGGAGAACGAUACGGAAGAGAAGGGAUUGAUUGAUAUCUCGUCACACCGGGUGCUUCCAGCCAACAACGAACGAAUUACCGGAUUCCACGCAACCAUUACUCGGGCGGCGUCGUCACCAUCGUCUCCGCACGGUGCCACCAUUCCAACCGCUGCUUCCGCUGCCAGCAAUGUCAUCGAAGAAGACAUGGCCGGUAUGUUCAUAUUCAAGCUUGUACCUCCACGUGCAGGUCUGCAGAGAGGUGUACAAUUCACCAAACCAAUCGUCCACUACUUUGCCGUCGACAGCAUCCAGGUUGGCCGCCUAUGGAUGGCUGCACUGAUGAAGGCUACUAUCGAUAGGGACGAUAGCCUCUCCAUCACGACCACCUACCAACAGAAGACGAUCUCGCUUGAGAAAGCUCGGGCUAUGCGUCAACGACCUCCUGCUCUCAUGGACGACGAUGACGCUGAGAAUGCAUCCCUCGACAUCGACAGCAAGCAGAGCACGAAGGAAAGCAUCCAGGAAAGUGUCAUACAUGAGGAAGACGAAAAGCAAGGUCUUGCUAUCUCAGGACUCGAUGACGCGAAAGCUCUCCUAGAUUACGCAGAAAACGGCGCUGAUCCGGAACCACAGCCCCCGCCAAUUGUCGAUUCACCACCCUCACCAGAGGCUGAACACAAGCCGAAAACGAGCUUCACGCCCGGUCUAAUCUCUAUUAGUUGA